Molecule: messenger RNA, 2616 nt
Organism: Aspergillus homomorphus CBS 101889
Lineage: Eukaryota; Fungi; Ascomycota; Eurotiomycetes; Eurotiales; Aspergillaceae
Product: calponin homology domain protein
Exons: 2
Coding region: 348-2291 (647 amino acids)
Molecular function (GO): protein binding
Source: RefSeq, a predicted model, not a curated record
CGACUCGACUCUACUUCGACUCUCCUGUCCUUCUCCUCUGCAUGAUCAGGAGUGUGUUCUCUCUCGAUCGGACUCGCUUAUCUUUCUCUUCUAGCAAGCCAUUCUGUGCUGAUCCCUUCACAUUCCAUUCCAAGCUCGCAUCCGUUCGAUCCGCCAGUCUUCUCUCCUAAGCCACCCCUGUGACGUACCGCGGUUCGUCCCACUGCAGUUAGGCACUAUAUAAACAGAAGCCCUACACUGCCCCCCCUUUCCACCCCCUAUUUCAGCGCCAACUCGCAUCUUCGGUGCUUCUGGAAUCCUUCUACAUGCUUCAGACUCUGUGAACAAACACGGCUGAGUGUGGUACAAUGGCUUCCGUCACAUCCUUGGACAAGGACCUGCGCAAUUUGCGCUUGUCCCGCUAUACCCCGCAAGCAGCCGCGGAAAUCCGCAGCUGGAUUGAAGAAGUGCUCCAUGAAAAACUCCCCGCAGGCGAUCUUCUAGAUGCCUUAAAAGAUGGAGUUGCUCUUUGCAGACUCGUCAACCUCGCCGUAUCCCCGGGCGUCAAAUACAAGCAGUCAUCCAUGCCCUUCGUGCAGAUGGAGAACAUCUCCCACUUUCUGCGCGCAUGUCAAAUGCCACCCCUCAGCCUUCCCCCGCAUGACGUCUUCCUGACCGUCGAUCUCUACGAGGCCAAGGACCCCGCCCAAGUGCUUCAAUGUCUCACCUCGUUCAGCCGACGGGCCAACGCUCUCCAGCCCAGCAAAUUCCCCUACGCCAUUGGCCCGCAGUCCAAGGGCAGCUCCCUCAGCCCGCAUGUGACGGGGUCCAGUCAGGGCGGAGCUUAUACACCCACCAAGUCGCGCGGAUUCGGAGAUAGCAGCUCGAGCCACACGAGUCCGGCGAGGUCACCGCAGUCUGUAAGCACCUGGAGCAAAAAGUCGGACGAGCAUACCACGGCCCCCGCUUGGAACAUCCACCAAUAUGGCUACAUGGGUGGAGCCAGUCAGGGAAACCAGGGUGUCGCAUUCGGUGCGCGGCGACAGAUCACCACCGCGUCCCCCCAUGUCCCCAGUCUAGCGGAGAAGGAGAAACGCCGGCGCGAAGAGGAAGAGAGAAGACGGCUGCAGGAACAGGAGGAGCAGCGCCGGCGCCAACAACAACAGGAGGCGGAUGAGGAGCAAGCCCGACUUGAAGAAAAACGCCGCUGGGAGGAAGAAACGGCACGCACGCGAGAGCAGGAGCGACUGCAGGUGGAAGAGGAACGAAGGCGCUGGGACCAGCAACAGCGCCAAUGGCAAGAAGAGGAGCACAAGCGUCAGCAGGAGGAGCGGGAGACGGAGGAACGGCUGGAGAAGGAGCGACUCCAGCGUCGCGAAGCGCAGGAUAGCCGUCUCAACGGACAGUUCCUCAGUCAGUACCAAGCGAGCAUGGCCGGGUCCGGCAAGCCCGCCGCGACGUCCGAGUCGCAGGAGCGACAGCGCAUCCGACAGAUGGAGCAUGAUCUGGAGCGGGCCAAGGAGCGCGAGCGCCAGUACGAACGCGAACGGCAGGAAGCCCGCGCAACGGCGUCGCCGUCCCCCGAAACAGCCCGGAGCCCGCGGCCCGUGCCUGUGCCUCCCAAGCCCAGCUACGACCUCUCGUCAUUAGAGCAAGAACGCAAACUCCUCCGCGGCGAGUGGCAGAAGCACCAGCAGGAUGACGCACCCACUCCAAUCGCCGAGAGUCCCUCCAGCCCCCCUCCUCCAUCCCUACCGCGCCGCCCUCUCCCCGAACCCACCGAAUCCAAACCCGCUCCUCCUCCGCGCCCCCUUCCGGACCCAGCAGCCUACGCCACCGCCAACACCACCACAAAGGCUACCCCCCCUCAAUCCCCAACCCGCAAACCCGUGCCCUCAGAAAGCCGCGUCGACCGAUUCCUGUCAUUCAACAAACCCCCGACCUCCCCUAAACCCACCACCCACCGCCCCAGCGACUUCACCACCACCGCAGAAGUCGACGCCGAGAAUAGCCGCCGCCUCGCGGCGCAGCAGAAGACCAAAGCCGGCGGCUGGGCCUCCAAGUCCCUGCUGGAGCGCGAGAUGGAGCGCGAGCGCGAACGCCAGCGCGAGUGGGAGGAGAGCCAGAAGCAGACGCAAGAAGCCGCCGCCAGGGGCCUGCGCGAUGGCUCGCUGGGCACGGGACCCGGCCAGGGCGCCUGGGACGUGCACCAGUAUGGCUACAUGGGCGGCGACAAUCAGAACCGAGGCGGUCCCGGGCUGGGUGUCGGCGGCGCGAGACGCCAGAUUAUCGGGCACAGACCCUCCCAGUGAAACUUGACCUUCCGGCCUAUCUCUUUUCUAAGAGAGCUUCAGAGACUGGACUCGUUUCUUUGCUGUUGGAGAAUUUGAUCUGGAAAUGUAGUUCGGUUCAUAGUAAUAUCGGAAUCUGGAGGUUUUUGUUUUUGAGUAAGGGGAUGGAAGAGGUUUUGUCCUGUAUACCCGUUUUGUACGAUUUUAUUUCUUUCUCGCUGUGAGCAUAGUAACUUGAAAUUCAUAUGCAGUUUUGUGUGCGCUGGCGGUUGCGGAUGGAUCCGGUUGGGAAACCCUAGCUUAGUGAACUCGGACUCGAAUGUAAAUACCAGAUCUUAGGCAAUCU